Pollicipes pollicipes is the source of this 1709-nucleotide messenger RNA. It is a transcript of the gene ZnT35C, whose product is annotated as solute carrier family 30 member 3. Gene Ontology annotation, cellular component: plasma membrane. Bases 127 to 1533 code for a protein of 468 amino acids. Gene Ontology annotation, biological process: zinc ion transmembrane transport; response to zinc ion. The transcript has 10 exons. Lineage: Eukaryota; Metazoa; Arthropoda; Thecostraca; Pollicipedomorpha; Pollicipedidae. The record is from RefSeq and is a predicted model, not a curated record. Gene Ontology annotation, molecular function: zinc ion transmembrane transporter activity.
GCCAAGGCUACUGCUCCGCUCCGACGGCUCCGGCGAUUUGCUGUGGGACGUGGGGGGUCGUGUCGCGCCGUCUGGGGAGGUGACGGCGAGCAUUGAGGAAUCCUCAGAGACAGCAUCACUUGCAAGAUGGAUGGGCGUCCAACAUCCACCCCAACAGACGCUGCUGCUGCCGGCACCUCGUCAUCCCGCACGCCCGGCACGAACUCCGUGUACUGUGUCUCGUUCAAAGACACGCACACGGAUGUGUUGAAUGUGACGCCGACAGCGCCACGCAGCGGUGAUGGGGCGAAGCUCAGUUACCCUGACGGCCGCGGCGAGGCAGUGAUAGGUGAAGACUGCUCCAUGUACGGACAUUCGCGAAGCCUUCUGCAAGAGGAAUCUGGUGCUUCCCAGUCACCAUCGAGAACGGACGGCGGCUACAGCACGUUCGACCCGGCCGACGACGCCAUCGACGCGCGGCGCAUCGUUUACUGCCUGCACGGCGACGAGCUGACGGCCUGCGAGCAAGGAUGCUCUCAGGAGCGCAUCGACGAGCUCCAGCGGCUCCGGCAAGAUCCGCACUGUCACGUGUCGCGCACUGCUGGGAUGAACCAGGCGGCGCGCAAGAAGCUGAUCGUGGCCAGCGUACUCUGCCUCUUCUUCAUGGUGGCUGAGAUCGUCGGCGGCUACCUCUCCAACUCGAUCGCCAUCGCUACGGACGCGGCCCACCUGCUGGCCGACUUCGCCAGCUUCAUGAUCUCGCUGUUCUCGCUGUGGAUCGCGUCGCGGCCGGCCACUUCCCGCAUGAGCUUCGGCUGGCACAGGGCAGAGGUGAUGGGCGCUCUGGUCUCCGUGCUGCUCAUCUGGGUGGUGACUGGCGUGCUGGUCUACAUGGCCAUCCAGCGUGUCAUCUAUCGCAACUUCGAACUCAAUGCCGUCAUCAUGCUCAUCACGUCCGGCCUGGGCGUCUUGGUCAACAUCAUUAUGGGCUGCACGCUGCACCAGCACGGCCACUCCCACGGCGGCGGAUCGGCUCACUCGCACGGUGGCGGUGACAACAUCAACGUCCGCGCCGCCUUCAUCCACGUGAUCGGCGACUUCCUGCAGAGCAUCGGCGUCUUCAUCGCCGCGCUUGUCAUCUACUUCAAGCCCGGCUGGAUCCUGGUGGACCCGAUCUGCACGUUUGUGUUCAGCGUGUUCGUCCUGGGCACGACGCUGACCAUCCUGAAGGACACCAUCAACGUGUUGAUGGAAGGCAUCCCGAAAGGGAUAGACAUAGAUGACCUGCAGACCAUUCUGGAGCACAUCCCGGGCGUGGUGAAAGUGCACAACCUGCGCGUCUGGUCCCUCAGCAUGGACAAGCCGGCCCUCUCGGCCCACAUCGUCAUAGGUCUGGGCGUGCAGCCGCAGGAGGUGCUGGGCCAGGCCACGCUGCUGGUGCGCGCCAAACACGACUUCUACGAAAUGACGCUGCAGAUCGAGGAGUACCACGAGAAGAUGCAGGACUGUGACCAAUGUCUGGGGCCGGCCGGCCGGCGGGCAGAGCCGUGCUGAAACAGCCGACCUCGGUUUGCCGGACCGAGCCGUGCUGGGUCAUACGGAGCCGUCCUGGGCCUAUCCCCGUCCUGCCGAGCUGGCCUUCGGUUCUGUGGCGCUGCGGGUGCUGCGCUGCUGUACUGUGCCUUGCGAUGGGUCGGCCACCGACGGUGCCGAGCGGGGGGGGGGGGGGG